UUUCAACACAUAAUGAAUAUGAAUGAUUGUCAGACAACAAUGUUGUCUCCUAGCCAAAUAUCAACACAUAGUGUAAAUGAUAAAUGUAAAGCGAAAAAAUACGGUCGACAGUCUACAAUACCUCUGGAAUAUCGAGAUCAAACAAGACGAUUGAAAAAGCAAAAUCUGGAACGACGUAGACGUGCAUGUAUCUCAGAUAAAAUGAAUGCAUUACAUAAUUUAGCUAUGAAUUUAAUUGGUAAAGAUCCAACAGAAUAUCAUAAAAUUGAAAAAACCGAUAUUCUGAAUGUUUGUCACAGUGUCUUUAAAAAUGUUGUGGCUAUUGUCAACGAACAACCAGAUAUACUUGAACGUGUACAUCAACUUCGUGAUAAAUUUUACGAUAAAUUAAUCACAAAUCAUUCUAGUGGAUCAAAAAAUAAACACAAUAUCAGUAAUGAUGAGAAUAAUAACAGUAACGAGAAAUUUCAUUUAGGCAAUUAUAUUCCAUAUAAUCAUCCUUUGAAAAUAUAUUCGAAUGAUAAUUCUAAUGAUUAUGAUAUGAACAAACAAUGUAAUUCAUUAAAUACUUCCAUUUCUAAUGAUAUUUCAUCGCAAUUGACUAACCAUAAUUCAUUUCAGUAUUUCAAUGCAAAACUUCAUUCAACUCCUUUAAUUUCAAUGAAAACACUGAAAACUUCAACAGAUAAUAAUAAAAAUAUUAAAUCAGUAGUUACUACAUCAUAUUCACAGUCUCUAGACAGUGGUAUUGAAGAUGUUGAAGAUAUACAAUCAAUAAAUUGUACACAAUCAAAACAGUUAUUACAAAUGUCACAACGAAUAUCUAAACGAAACUAUUGUAAUACAAGUCAACCAGUGGAAAAUGAAGCUUAUGAACAAAUAAUUGAUUUAUCUUUUAAAAAACAGAAACAGACUAAUCAUUAUCAUGAAGAGGUUCAUCAAACUAAGGAAGAACAAAAUGUUUGGAGACCAUAUUUAGAUUGAUGAGUUUAUAUUCUAUCUGGCUUAUUUUUCUAUUUCAUUUUCUCUUUAGUAACUAUAAACCGAAAGAAGUAUAUUCAACUGGAAGAAAGCAUCAGUUUAUAGUUAUUUUUAUACUUUUUGUUCAGUUUCAUUCUUAAUAAUUUCACUUUUUCUCCCAGCAACUUGCC
This is a messenger RNA of Schistosoma mattheei, 1151 nucleotides long. Lineage: Eukaryota; Metazoa; Platyhelminthes; Trematoda; Strigeidida; Schistosomatidae. The record is from the annotation of a GenBank genome assembly.